AUGGCGGCCUACGAUCUGCUACGCGCCGACGAUAAGGACAUCCCCGCUGGCCGAUCCCCAGCGCAUAUGGCGACCACAACAGUCAAGGUGGAUGGAAUGACAUGCGGGGCAUGUACAUCCGCCGUGGAAGGCGCCUUCAAGGAUGUAGAAGGUGUCGGAGAGGUAUCCGUGAGCUUGAUGAUGGGCAGGGCCGUCGUCCAUCACGAUCCGACUUUGGUCCCAGCGGAACAAAUAGCCGAGAAGAUUGAAGACUGUGGGUUCGAUGCGGCUAUCAUAUCCACCGACAGCCUGACGAUACAGGCCGAUACCUCCGGAGUUUUGCAGGGUUCGGGGCCACAGUUCUCAACGACUACGCUGGCCAUCGAGGGAAUGACAUGUGGUGCUUGCACAUCGGCGGUCGAGGGGGGCCUCAAGGAGGUGGCAGGUGUGAGAUCGAUAAAUGUCUCCUUGUUGUCAGAAAGAGCUGUCGUGGAGCACGAUGCUUCCGUUGUCACUCCUGAAAAGCUUGCCGAUAUCAUCGAGGAUCGUGGCUUCGGCGCAAAAGUGCUGGACACUUUGACGCUGCAGAACGGUCCCCAGGGUUCGCUAGAGAGCACAGGAAACCUGCCCCAUCUUAUGAUUACGACGGUCUCCAUUGAUGGUAUGACAUGCGGCGCAUGUACAUCCAGUGUGGAGAACGCAUUGAAUGGAGUGGAUGGACUGCUGCAAUGCAAUGUCAGCUUACUUGCGGAGCGCGCCAUUAUCCUUCAUGACCCGAAGAUCCUGUCCACGCAACAAAUUACUACCUUGAUCGAUGACGCGGGCUUCGAUACGGCAGUUAUCUCAUCAGAGGAAAAACUGCAUACAUCCAACUCUUUGAGCAACGUGAAUCUAAGCCUACACGGCUUGCGAGACGUGGUUGCAGCGAAUGCUCUGGAGGAUUCCCUGUUGGAAAAACCAGGCAUUAUUUCGGCAUCUAUCGACAUGGCCACAUCCAGGCUUGCACUUUCAUACGAAUCUUCCAAAAUUGGAGUUCGUUCCAUCGUCGAAAUUAUUGAAGCUGCUGGGUACCAUGCCUUGCUUUCGGAAUUGGACGACACCAACGCCCAACUUGAGUCUCUGGCGAAAACUAAAGAGAUUCAAGGGUGGAAACGUGCGUUUUUAUACUCAUUGUCGUUCGCAGUGCCGGUAUUCCUGAUUAACAUGAUUCUUCCCAUGUACUUGCCGAUGCUGGACUUCGGCAAACUUCCAUUGUGUCCAGGGGUCUUCCUUGGGGACGUACUAUGUCUGCUGCUCACUAUUCCGGUACAAUUUGGCAUUGGAAAGCGCUUUUACGUGGCCAGCUUCAAAUCUCUCAAGCAUCGCUCGCCAACUAUGGACGUUCUGAUCAUGAUGGGCACGUCUGCUGCUUUCCUCUACAGUUGUUUUACCAUGCUUGUGGCGAUGUUCUCCAUGUCACACAAACGGCCAAGCACUGUGUUCGAUACAAGUACUAUGCUCAUUACUUUCAUCACACUCGGGCGAUGGCUCGAGAACCGAGCAAAAGGUCAAACAUCAGCGGCGCUGUCUCGAUUAAUGUCCUUGGCUCCGUCUAUGACGACUAUCUACGACGACCCAAUCGCUGCCGAGAAGCUUGCCGAGGAAUGGACAACCGAGAAACUCAAUACGAAUGAGCAAAAGGCAGGCGAAUCAGCCCCAGAGAGAUCCGGCCCAAACCACAGAGUCAUUCCCACCGAGCUUAUCGAAGUCGGCGACAUCGUUGUUCUUCAUCCAGGAGACAAAGUUUCUGCGGAUGGCAUAGUCAUUCGAGGAGAAAGUUAUGUGGACGAAAGCAUGAUUACUGGUGAAGCGCUGCCUAUCCACAAGAAGAAGGGUAGUACGGUCAUCGCCGGAACCGUGAAUGGUACAAGCUCAAUUGACUUCAAGGUUACCCGUACCGGCAAGGAUACCCAGUUGAGUCAGAUUGUGAAGCUUGUCCAAAAUGCGCAGACAAGCCGGGCUCCUAUUCAACGAAUGGCAGAUAUUGUCGCAGGGUACUUCGUCCCUGGCAUCAUCAGUCUCGGUUUGAUUACAUUUUUUGGCUGGAUGUUUGUCAGUCACGUCCUGCCUCAUCCCCCGCAGAUCUUCCUGGCUGAAGGCAGUGGUGGAAAGGUUAUGGUGUGUCUGAAGCUUUGCAUCUCUGUUAUCGUCUUUGCUUGUCCUUGUGCGUUGGGUCUCAGUACACCUACUGCUGUCAUGGUUGGUACCGGUGUUGGUGCGCAACAGGGUAUCCUGGUCAAGGGCGGUGCCGUAUUGGAAGGCGCGACUAAAAUCAACCAUGUCGUCUUCGACAAGACUGGGACUCUGACAACAGGAAAAAUGACCGUCGCCGAGGCCAGAAUUGAACGUCACUGGGCAUCAGAUGAGGCACGUCAUCAACUUUGGUGGUUGAUCGUAGGUCUUGCGGAGAUGAACAGCGAACACCCUAUCGGAAGAGCUAUCCACUUUGCAGCAAAAACAGAAUCGGGCCGUUCCGAGGAUGAAGGACUACCGGGCAGCUUGGGCGACUUCAAUGCUCAUGUCGGCAAGGGUGUUUCUGCGCUGGUUGAGCCUGCAAUUAAUGCAGAACGUCUGCGUUACCGUGUGUUCAUUGGAAAUGCGACUUUCUUGCAGUCUCAAGGCGUCAUAGUCCCUGAAGCCGCAGCAACAGAAGAUGAGCGUUCUACUACCUCGAAGGUUACCGCCGGCAUCACGCAGAUCCAUGUAGCUAUUAAUAACCAGUUUUCCGGCACUGUGUUGCUUCGCGACACUGUUAAACUAACUGCAGUGGCUGCCGUCGCCGCCCUGCAUCGUAUGGGGCUCAAGACCACACUGAUCACUGGAGAUACUCGGUCCACCGCGAUCUCUAUUGCUUCCGCCGUCGGCAUCCCCCAAGAUUCGGUGCAUGCCUCCGCCUCUCCAUCCGACAAACAAUCCAUCAUUGCCUCGAUGCAGGAAUCAGGUGACCGUGUCGCCAUGGUGGGCGACGGUAUCAAUGAUUCUCCGGCGUUGGCUACUGCGUCAAUAGGAAUCGCCCUUGCUUCCGGUACUGAUGUUGCCAUGGAGGCUGCGGACAUUGUGCUCAUGCGACCCGACGAUCUCUUGUCUGUGCCAGCCAGUCUGGCCCUCUCCCGCGCUGUUUUCAGACGCAUCAAAAUCAAUCUCAUGUGGGCCUGCCUCUACAACGUCAUCGGCCUCCCCUUCGCCAUGGGGCUCUUCCUCCCCUUUGGAGGUUUCAUGCUUCCCCCGAUGGCUGCGGGUGCGGCCAUGGCAGCGUCGAGUAUCUCCGUCGUCGUCAGUAGUCUGCUGCUCAAGCUCUGGAAACGACCACGGUGGAUGGACGCCGAGAAGCUGGAAAGGGAUGUCCAGGCACGUGAUGCCAGCUUCCACGGCUCUCGCAAGAACUGGUGGACGGCUGCUCUCUCGGUCUCAGGAUCCAAUGGUGCCGCAGGCUCGGGAUGGAUCGGACGGACAAGCGCGAGAGCCUGGUCUACUAUCACCGGCCGGGUUUCGAAGACAUCAGAUGUCAACAAUGGCUACGUCCCUCUUCAGACGGUGGAAUCGGCUGUUUGA
Molecule: messenger RNA, 3570 nt
Organism: Aspergillus clavatus NRRL 1
Lineage: Eukaryota; Fungi; Ascomycota; Eurotiomycetes; Eurotiales; Aspergillaceae
Gene: ctpA
Product: Cu(2+)-transporting P-type ATPase CCC2
Exons: 1
Coding region: 1-3570 (1189 amino acids)
Biological process (GO): monoatomic cation transport; copper ion homeostasis
Cellular component (GO): membrane
Molecular function (GO): copper ion binding; ATP hydrolysis activity; ATP binding
Source: RefSeq, a predicted model, not a curated record